AUGUAUCGCCCUUCGCUGUCUCAGCAAACUCCAGGGCCCGCGACAUUGGCUCGUUUCCAGCUCGCCAAGUUCUCGUAUGCCACCACCUCUAUCAAUCAUAGAGGGCCAAUUACCUGGAGUCACGUCUUCGGAAAUGGAGAUAUCAUCGGGAUCUUUGAAAAAUAUGUGAUUCUCUCGUCCAAAAAAGUUCUGUUUAGGGUUCGCAAUAACCAGGAGACACUGGAGCAAGUGGCUAUAACAGAUCUCAUGAGGGAUUUUGAAGACCACGCUCGCUCGGCGAAAGAUAACCCAAAACCAGGUUUUGCGGUCGUCGUGAAACUUCCUUGUCUCGCUGUCAAAUAUCCCCAAAGUCCCGGAUUCGUACGACGCUUUCAAAUCAAAUUUUCUUCUGACCGAGACUUUUACUCGGCGCUAUCUAUCCUAAGCGAAAUCAACUGCCCUUUCUCGGAAUCAAACGUCGGUUCUGUACGGCCGAUGAGCAGGCCAGUUUCAUCACUCUCAACAUUCGGGCACAUCAAUACUGGCUUAGGCCUACAAAGUGACCGUUCAGCUAUAACUAGAGCACCAACGUCAGAUGCGAGUAUUUUCCCGUCCUACAGGCCAGCCUCUUCCUCUAGUGGUAUAUUAACACCAUACAUAUACACAGCCGUGCCAACCUCAUCUUCGAGCUCUACAGCUCUAGGCAGCACGAGUCGUGCAUUUAGCACCCUGAGUAGCAGCCAUGGGUCACCGUUUGAUGACACGUUCUCGGCAGGAGACGUACCUCAAGCCAGCCUUCAUCCAGAGCAAGGCGAGUCCAAACCACCAAGCACUUCCACAGGCCAUGACCUAGAUCUACCCCCUAAGAGAUUGCUGCCUUUUCCUACUUCGGCCGCGAAAAGGGGAUCGCGAGCCGCAAAGGCCAAAGAGGCAACCCCCCAAAACAGGAAAAACAAAGCAACUUCUACUAACACAACAUCACCACCGCCACCAUCAUCUUUAACAACCAUCGCGAGCCCCCGAAACCAAGCUACAAUCCCUACGCACGAGACCCCAGUCGCAAAUAACGCCCCCUUCCUUCCCACACAAGGAGACUUGGCCAACUACAUUUCCAACCCCACCAAGGAACGAACAGCGGCACUUGAGAACUGGAUCUGUGGGCAUCUCGAAGACGACAACUUUCUACAACUUUGUAUAGAUGUGGAAGGGGUUUGGACGCGGUUUGCAGUGGGAAAGUAA
Molecule: messenger RNA, 1218 nt
Organism: Aspergillus versicolor CBS 583.65
Lineage: Eukaryota; Fungi; Ascomycota; Eurotiomycetes; Eurotiales; Aspergillaceae
Exons: 5
Coding region: 1-1218 (405 amino acids)
Biological process (GO): reciprocal meiotic recombination
Source: RefSeq, a predicted model, not a curated record